AUGUGCAACGGAGAAUCCACCCGCGUAACCCAAGGCGGCUCCAUCGCCGUCCUACAUCCAACCCCGCCCUCCCCACUCCUCCGCCGCACACACUCAUCCUCUUCUUCCUCCUCAUCCGUCUCCAGCUCCUCAGACGACGAAAUACAACAAGAAGAAAUCCUACUCUACUUCACCAAUCCUCUUUCCAAAACAUCCAGCACAAACGUUGAAAUGGCUGGGUUCGAUCAUCAAACAACACAUGCGGCCUGGGUCGUGAUACACCGCGACGGCGAUCUCUCGUCUUCUUCCUCUACACAACGGUCCAGCGCAUUCUGCUCCUUCCCAAUCAAAUCGCAAAACGGGCAGUGGGAACUCGAACGCAAACUCGAGCUGGGUGUUGGAGAAAGGGGCAUUAUCGGGAGGAGGGUGUCGGUGUUGAGUGGGGCGCAGGAAGUGCUUGCGCAGGGUGUCAUUGGGUGGAACUGA
Molecule: messenger RNA, 465 nt
Organism: Bipolaris maydis ATCC 48331
Lineage: Eukaryota; Fungi; Ascomycota; Dothideomycetes; Pleosporales; Pleosporaceae
Source: RefSeq, a predicted model, not a curated record